GACCUCGACUGACAUUCAGUGCACAACAAAUUAUGUCCUUUCGAAAUUCAGGAAGUUUUUUCAAAUCUUUUGGCCACAUAAGUGUAAAUUAAUUCCGAUGGAACAAAAUCAGCGAAACAGCCUUCAGAGCAAUGACGAAAAGAACAAUGUGGAUAGCAGUGGACCCUCCAACAAUCCGCCAACCGGAGGAAAAGUGGACUUCUACGCUGCGAUGAAUAAUUCAAACCAGCCACCGCCAUCGAUGGACGAUGAAAUGAUUAUGAACUCGAGCCGGAUCCGGCGACUCGAGUACUUGCGCCGGGCCAUCGACAGUGACUGCCAGAUCCAUGUGCAGAACAUGUCCGUAACGCCAGAUGGGCAGGCGGGCAGCGUGUGCUACAAGACGUUCGAGUGUCAUCGCAUAUUUCUGGCCACCUCCUCGGAGAAGAUGGAGACGGAUAUCUUCAAGAACCCCAACUGGAACGGAGUGCUGCAAAUGAACGGUGUGUCGCCGGAGAGCGUGCAGAUCUUCCUCGAGUACAUAUACACGUUCGAGGUGGACUCGCCGCUUGUCGGCCUCAAUAUCAUUGGGGACAUAUUCAUUCUAUCGAAUGCCUACCAAAUGCCCGAGCUGAUGGCCGCCUUCUUUGAGAAAGUCAAGGAGCAGGAUUGGCCGCUGGUGGAUGUAAUACCAGCUUUCGACCUGGCAUUUCGGCAAUGCGGUAUGGCAGAGCUGGAGCAGCUGUGCCUGGAUAUAAUCAUACCCAACGGCAUGCAGCUGGUCAACGAGCUGAGCCUCAUGAAAGUCCAGCUUUACGCCCUCAACUACCUUGUUCAGUUAUGGAUGGCGACGGAGACAGUGCCACGGGAGCGACUGGUGCAGCUGCUCCAGGACUACCAGGCGGCGAAUGGUCUAAAUUUCAACAGUGUAGUGCGAUUUCCGCAUUUCACAAAGAUCAUCAAGCACUUUCCAGACAUCUUGCUGGAUGCUGAGGGGUCCAUAAUACAAUAAAAAAUAUAAAUAAAUAAGUAAA
Messenger RNA from Drosophila miranda, 1013 nucleotides. RefSeq lists its product as uncharacterized. The record is from RefSeq and is a predicted model, not a curated record. Gene Ontology annotation, molecular function: protein binding. Bases 98 to 991 code for a protein of 297 amino acids. NCBI's taxonomy places the organism in Eukaryota, Metazoa, Arthropoda, Insecta, Diptera, Drosophilidae. The transcript has 2 exons.